Hemibagrus wyckioides is the source of this 2692-nucleotide messenger RNA. Its product is annotated as high mobility group AT-hook 2b. Bases 201 to 527 code for a protein of 108 amino acids. Lineage: Eukaryota; Metazoa; Chordata; Actinopteri; Siluriformes; Bagridae. Gene Ontology annotation, cellular component: nucleus; chromatin. Gene Ontology annotation, biological process: regulation of DNA-templated transcription. The record is from RefSeq and is a predicted model, not a curated record. Gene Ontology annotation, molecular function: transcription coregulator activity; DNA binding. The transcript has 6 exons.
ACUGGCUGAAGAUGGGGAAAUGGGCGGUGUUUCUCUUUGUAGCUCGGUUCAUAGACAGGUAUCAGAUCUCUGUGUGCUACACACAGUAUUACAGCGACUUCAUGGGGAACACGAACGAGUGGUAGACCUUCAUCAGUGCAUCCACUUACACCUCAUCAGAACAGAGUGUGUUUGUGGAGUCUAUGUGAGGUCUGGUCAGGAUGGAAGAAGAGAUGAGUGGAGCAGUAGAUCAACCAGCUGCUACACCAGCAACUGACACUCCAGAGGUACCACGCAGACGCAGAGGCAGACCACGCAAACCACAACAGGAGCCUGUUGAUCCUCCUGCUCCCAAAAGGCCACGGGGAAGACCCAAAGGGAGUAAGAACAAGACCACUCGUACAACACUCAAAGAGCCACCAAAGGAAAAGAGACCUCGAGGCCGACCGAGAAAAUGGCCUCAGAAAACAGUGCAGCAACAAGAGCAAGAGCUUGAGGAAGAAGAGGACCAGCCACACCUGUCAUCACCACACGACAUCUGCAACUAGGCUCUGAGCUGCCGUCGUCUGAGCCGUGUGUGCAAUAGGCUGCGUUUCAACAGUUCUAGCCAGCAUUCUUACAAAGGUUUGCUAUCAAUUACUUGACAAAAACAUACCCAAAUUCACAAAGCACUAACAGAAAAAAAUGAAUAUUCCCCUUGAUAAUUGGCUGCCACUUAGAGAAUGGUGAACAGCUCUAUGGAUUGCAUAGACUCAUAUCAGACAUGGGCAUAUUUAAAGCACAUAUGCAAAAAUAAAACAAAAACAUAAAGCUAUAUGUGCACAUGACAAGAUGAUCUGAGAUUUGGAUUGUAAACUGGAUUUAGACAUCCCAUCCAUCUGUCUAGACAUAGUCAAAAACCAGACCUACAUCUCAGAUGUCCUACAGGUGCUUUCAGUAUAACUAGAAAAACACUUACAACUACUUAGACAUGGUACUGAAUCACUAAUGUAAAACUUCAUGUUAUCAGUACAGCACAGGCUAUUUUUAUUUUUCAGCCACAUAUACAUUCAUUCAUUUGGCCAACACUUAUUCUAAGCGUCCUACAAUUGAGAUGGAAUAAAACUGAGCGGUUGACGAUUAAGGGUCUUGCUUAAGGAUCCAAGGACACAACUUGCACAACUCACAGUGAUUAGACCAGUAGGCCAAAGCCUUAACCACUGAGACAUCACUUGUCUAAUUCAUUCCACAAAUAAUAAUAAAAAUAAUGAUAAUAAUAAUAAUAAUAUAAAUGAAAACUGUCAUGGUCCAUUUCUCCAAAAAUCAGUCCCUGAGAUUGUUUUUAUUUCAAUGUUUACAGUUCAGUGUCCAUUUGUACUUGAAAACGUGUCAAACCUGCUGAAUUUUACUAUUUGAAAGAAAAGUCUUCAGUAGUUUACCAUAUCAAAUAGACUACUAGAUCUUUUUCUGCUGUGUGUCCAGUAAACUUGAUAAAGUCUUUCGAAAGCUUGAAACAAAAAAAAUAGUACAGUGUAAAAGAGUGUUUGCCUUUUGUUUACCAAUAACCUACUGCUUUCAUUCCUUUUCAGUAGUUAAAUACAUUAUCAUCUAGAAUACUAUACGUUAUUGUGCCUUUUACAUUUUUCUCCACUUUGUUGUGCUUUUUGAAUGGCAGCUAUUUUUAAGGAACAAAAUCUUGACAAUUGUACUGUUUUUUAUUAUUAUUAUUAUUAUUAUUGAGGGUUUCUUUACAAUAUGUAUAUUGUCUUAUUUCUAUGUCUUGAAUCUUCCAUGCUGAUACAUUCAUUUAUCUUCAAUAAUUGCUUUGUCUUGGUCAGAAAUGCAGUGGAUCCAAAGCCUCACCAGGCUUUGUUAAUAAUGUUCGAUAAUGUUAUAGCAUGAUGGUGACUGGUCUGUGGGAGGCAUGUCUUGCGCCUCUGGGGUGGGGGGUUUGAUUCCCACAAUUCCUGUGUGGGUGUGUGGAGUUUGUAUGCUCUCUUUGUGCUUCAGGGGUUUCCUCCCUCAGUCCAAAAGACAUGCAUUGUAGGCUGAUUGGCAUCUAUAAAUUGUCUAAGGUGUGGGUUUGGAUGCCAUCACAGGCAAGUGUCUUCCGCCUUGUGUCCAGAGUCCCCUGGUACAGUCUCCAUGAUCCCUGUGAUCCUGUGUAGGAUAAGCGCUACAGAAAAUAGACGGAUGGAUGACAGAUGUAUACAGGAUCCCUUCAUACACUGCUGAGUUUCUCCAUUGCAUAAAUUGGUUUGAAAGGUGGUGCCUCAUAAACGCAGCUAAAAGCUCAGAGGAAUUAGGCCAAUCAGUUGUAUGUCACCUCAUUAAUUGUAUAGCUUCUACUAUCCGUGUAGACAGACCGUGCAUCAGAAAGAUGAUUUAAUAAGCUGUUGUCUUUUUUUUCCCUGUCUUUAAUCAUGCGCCUGAGUUAACAGGAUAAGCGCACACUGCCGCCUGUGUUAAUCUGCAAUUGAGUCAAAUGAUGCUUUUUACACUGAAGAAAAAGAAAAAAAACCUUUUAAAAGAGGAAAACCUCGUGAACUCUUCCAAAACACGACUUCUAUAAAUGCACCUCAAUUUUAGGCAUCUUAAUAGUUCUUGUUGAUAAAAUAGUGACUGACGGAGCCUUGAAACAAGUGUAUCCAUUGUAUUGUGUUGACCAUGUCAUGCUAAAAAUGAAUGAAUGAAAAAUGUAAUAUGAAUAUUCCCAGUAUACCUUAGAGUUGUG